CUGCCUGACUUCCUUCUUCCCAUCCAUCUCAGACAAUACAAAGACAAAGAGGAGGAGCACCAGGGCGGCUUCUUCUCCACCCUCACCAGUAUGGUCGGCAGCAUGUUCAUAGCAGAUGCGGAUGAGAAGCUUUCUGUGCAGACAAAUGAGGCGAUUCUGCUGGCUCUCUAUGAGGCCGUGCACCUGAACAGAAACUUCAUCACCGUGUUAGCACAGAGCCACCCUGAGAUCGACAUCGCGGCGACGCCCCCCGUCCCGACUCCCACCACUCCCACGACUCCCCUCGGCACCACGCCGCCCUCCCUAGACAUGCUGAACAACCCCGAGCUGCCCUUGGAUCCCAACCUGCAGACCAGCAACCUGCUCAUUACCUUCCUAAAAUACGCCUCCAUUGUGAUGCAGGACACUAAAGACGAGCACCGACUGAACAGCGCCCGCCUGUGCCUGAUCAUCCUCACCUGCAUAGCUGAGGUUCGAGCUCCGCCCCCCCGAACCGCCCCCCGGCCCCUCCACACGUCUGAACUGCUGUGCUUUGGUCUCUUUGUGUCACAGGACCAGUAUGCCGAUGCCUUUCUUCACGAUGACAACAUGAACUUCAGAGUCAGCCUCCACAGGAUGCCCAUGAGACACAGGAAAAAAACUGUGGACAAAAAUAUUCCCUCUCGUCCGCUGGUGUGUGCGGUUUUAGAUUUAAUGGUGGAGUUUAUCGUCACUCACAUGAUGAAGGAUUUCCCCAUGGAUUUAUACUUGCGCUGUGUGCAGAUCAUCCACAAACUCCUGUGUUACCAGAAGAAAUGCAGAAUCAGGUUACACUACACAUGGAGAGAGCUCUGGUCAGCUCUCAUCAACCUGCUGAAGUUCCUGCUGUCCAACGAGACCACGCUGCUGGCCAAGCACAACAUCUUUCAUCUGGCCCUGCUGGUCGUGAACCUGUUCAACAUGUUCAUAACCUACGGAGACACGUUCCUGCCCACCUCCAACAGCUACGACGAGCUCUACUAUGAAAUAGUACGAAUGCACCAGGUGUUUGACAACCUCUACUGCAUGGUUUUGAGAGUAUCGACCAACACGGGCCAGUGGAAGGAGGCAGCCAGCAAAGUCACGCACGCACUGGUUAACAUUCGGGCCAUCGUCAACCAUUUUAAUCCUAAAAUUGAGUCGUAUGCUGCUGUGAACCACAUCUCCCAGCUGUCAGAGGAACAGGUUUUGGAGGUGGUACGGUCCAACUACGACACGCUGACCCUCAAACUGCAGGACGGCCUGGACCAGUUUGAGAGGUAUUCGGAGCAGCCAAAGGAGGCCGCUUUCUUCAAGGAGCUGGUGCGCUCCAUCAGCCUGAACGUGAGGAAGAACGUCUCUCUGAACACGCUGAGUCAGGACGUGCUGCUCAAAGAGUUCUCCACCAUCUCCUGA
Molecule: messenger RNA, 1413 nt
Organism: Menidia menidia (Atlantic silverside)
Lineage: Eukaryota; Metazoa; Chordata; Actinopteri; Atheriniformes; Atherinopsidae
Source: the annotation of a GenBank genome assembly